UGUAAUACACCGUCAAUUUUAAUUUUUAACGGAUCAAUAAUGAAAUUAUAAAUUAAUUCAUUUAUUAUUUAAUAACAAUUUAGAUUUUAAGUAAAUCGUACAUAUUCAAAAUUAACAAUAUAUUUCAGACUUAUUCUAUUAUAGAUUUAUAGACCAUUAACUAUUGAAUUUGGAUUAUUUGAUAAAUAAGAAGAAAAAUCAAUGUGUUCAAUCAGAGAUUUUUUUCCUGUUGAAUAUAGAACCAGUGGAAUCAAACCAAAGAAAAAUUUUAUUCAAGAGAAUAAAAGAUAUGUGACUAAAUUAGCAAAAAGCACGCAAUCAUCAAAAGAAAAUUUAAACCCAUCAAAUAAAUUGCCAUGCAUCAAUAACCAGAAUUUCAAAUUGAGACAAGGGCCAAGUAAAGAAACCAUCCCAGAAAACUCAAAAAAGAAAAUAAAAUCCAUAGAUUUAGAUCAAAUUGAUGCUAGUAUUAGAUCAAUUCGUUCUGCAAUAGCUCAAACUAAGAUUACUCAAAAAAAAUUAGGAAUUAAAAAUGUCGGAAAUGUAUUGGCUUUUAGAGAUCAAGCUACACAAACAGUAAAUCCACACGAAUUAGAAAAUAAUUUAGAAGAUAAUAAUGUCAGAUAUCCAAUAUCAGAGACUUCAAAUAUGGCUAAAACCAUUCAAACAAAGCAAGUGAACACCACAUCUGUGCAAACUGAAAGUUCUGAAUUAGAAUAUUCUAAUUGUAUGUCUAAAAUAAAUAAGUCUACACAUCAUCAAGAUAAAAUUAAUUCCAAAAAGAAACUACCAAAUUCAGUUAAACUUAAAGAAAACGUAAUGGGUCAACAUCAACCAGGAGAAAUACCGAAAUACCUGAAAGAUCGAAAAGCACUUAAAGAAAAAAAUGAAAGAGAAACACAAAAGAAAUUAGCAAUUAGGCGUGAAUUGGGUAUUGAUGAUCCGGCAUGUCCUCCUGGUCAUGUAUUAUUACCAGAAACUGAGCGUCUGGACCAUCUGGCCAAAAUAAGAAAAGAUUACAAUCAAUUGAUUAUGCAAUUAAACAUGUUGCCCGUCAGUUCAGAUUCAUAUAAAAUGAAAGAGAAACGUAAACAUAUAGAAAAAGAAUUGGAUCAAGUACAAUUAGGCAUAAAACUAUUUUCUAAAGAAAAAUUAUAUGUUAAGAUUAAUCAAAAUAUGGCUGCUUCUUAUAAAUAAUUAAUAAAAAUUAAUAAAGCCAAUAACUGGAGUGUUGUUGCAUUUCAGGGCUAAAUAGUUAAAAAUAAUAUAUAUUAACUAUAACUUGAACUAUUGAAAUAUUUUUAAGAAAUAUAUUUUAAUUACUAUCUGUUUAUUUACUUAUUACCUACUAUUGUUAUUUUUUUUUUAUAUAGGAAUUCUGCUGUGACUUAUUUUUAUUUGACAAUAUUAUAUAAUUAUUAGGUAUCUAUAUUCUAUAUGAAUUUUGAUUUUUUAAUUAAAUUAAUUUUUUGGUUUUAAUCAUUUUACAAAACUAAAAACAUUGUAACUUAUAAUCAAAAUAUUAUCUGAUUUUGUGAGUUGAAAAACUAAUAAUUGUUAAGUGUUAUGUAUUAUUCUUUAUUAAAUAUUUAAAUAAUGAACUAU
Messenger RNA from Aphis gossypii (cotton aphid), 1605 nucleotides. RefSeq lists its product as uncharacterized. The transcript is spliced from 6 exons. The coding region runs from base 202 to 1197 and encodes 331 amino acids. Gene Ontology annotation, cellular component: cytoplasmic microtubule. The record is from RefSeq and is a predicted model, not a curated record. NCBI's taxonomy places the organism in Eukaryota, Metazoa, Arthropoda, Insecta, Hemiptera, Aphididae.